Messenger RNA from Laetiporus sulphureus 93-53, 2927 nucleotides. Its product is annotated as ARM repeat-containing protein. Gene Ontology annotation, cellular component: nuclear membrane; cytoplasm. Gene Ontology annotation, biological process: protein import into nucleus. The transcript has 9 exons. The coding region runs from base 59 to 2863 and encodes 934 amino acids. The record is from RefSeq and is a predicted model, not a curated record. Gene Ontology annotation, molecular function: small GTPase binding. NCBI's taxonomy places the organism in Eukaryota, Fungi, Basidiomycota, Agaricomycetes, Polyporales, Laetiporaceae.
UGCCACUUUAUUCUGAACCCUCUUCGUGCUAACUCAGAACCUGCUACUUUCCGCCGCCAUGGCGUCCGUCCAAGCCGUCAUUUCUGCUCUCGAUGUUUUUACCCGUGCGCCAGACAAGGCUGCGCUAGAUCAGGCCAGCAACUGGCUCCAGGACUUCCAGCAUUCUCGUGAUGCAUGGGCGACCUGCAACGUUCUCCUUUUAACCCCCGAUGCCCCCGCUGCGGCGAAGCUCUUUGCUGCUCAGACGUUCAGGACGAAAGUGACGUACGACCUUCAUGAGAUGAACGUAGCGGACAUCAUUCGUGUCCGCGACACGCUCUUGACUGCGCUGCAGACCUACCAUGCUGGUCCGCGAUCGAUCUUGACGCAGCUCUGUCUCGCUCUCUCGGGGCUUGCCUUACAAUUGCCGUCAUGGGAAGACCCCAUGCAGGAUAUGAUCGAUUCAUUUGGAAGGAACCCAGCGACAGUCCCUGCAUUUCUGCAAUUCCUGACCGUGCUUCCAGAGGAGCUUUGCACCAACACCAAAAUCCCUGUCACCGAUGAUGAGUACAAGGAGCGAGCACGCAAAUUGAUGACGGCGAACGCACGGAAGGUGUUGGAUUUGCUCUCGAUGUAUCUCACGGCAGCUGGUGUGACAAUCGCCAUUCAGACCCAGGUGUUUAGUUGCUUGAGCAGCUGGCUGGCCGCGGGGGAAAUCAGUGCUUUGUCGCUGGCCGAGACACCGCUUUUGCGGUUCGCCUUCGAGGCGUUGGCCUCGGAUGAUCUUUUUGAACCCGCUGUUAGCGUAAUCUGUGAUGUCAUCCACGAAACGCAAGAGAUCGAGGACAACAUGCCCGUGAUCGAGCAACUCGUCCCAAGGAUUAUCGCCCUCAGGCGUAAGCUCACAGAGUUCAAAGAGGACUCAGAAAGGAUCCGUGGAUACGCUCGCAUUUUCGCGGAAGCUGGGGAGACAUAUCGUGCUCUCCUGCUGCACCAUCCUGAGACGUUCUUUCCCAUCGUGGAGGCCAUUGGCGAGUGCUCCGCGUAUCCCGACCUGGAUAUUGUUCCGAUCACAUUCCACUUCUGGAUGCGGCUCGCACAGGCCAUCGGAAAGAAGCCUUCGGUCCCCGCGCCCUUCCUCGAUGCAUAUAAGGCGCUACUGCGAGUCAUCAUCCUGCACCUGCACUUCCCUGAGGACCUCAACCCGCUAACAGGUCAGGAAGCGGAAGACUUCCGCUCCUUCCGCCAUGUCAUGGGCGACACGCUCAAAGACUGCUGCUACGUCCUAGGGGCCGAUUGGUGCUUGCUCGCGACGUACGAAAUGAUCACAGCUGCGUUGGCACGGCCGAACGUCUCCUGGCAGGAGAUCGAAGCACCGCUGUUCUCUAUGCGCUCCAUGGGCGCUGAGGUAGACCCCACGGAUGAUAAGGCGGUGCCGAAGAUCAUGGACUUAAUCCCGUUGCUCCCGACGCAUCCCCGCGUGCGCUAUGCUGCGCUGCUCAUCAUCUCUCGGUACACGGAAUGGAUCAACAGGCAUCCUGAUUACAUCCCGUAUCAGCUGCAGUAUAUCUCGGCAGGGUUCGAGGAUAACGAUUCAGAAGUGAAUGCCGCUGCGGGCCAGGCGUUGAAAUAUCUAUGUCAAGACUGUAGACGGCAUCUGGUUGACUUCUUGCCACAAUUGCAUACAUUCCUCGGCACGAUGGGUUCGAAGCUCGCACAGGAUGACAAGAUUCAGGUUUACGAGGCCGUCGCAUAUGUUAUCUCCGCGAUGCCGAUGGAACAAGCAGCACAAUCGCUACGCACGUUCUCGCUGGAUAUCUUAGCUCAAGUCCAUACGAUUGCCAUAAAGCCAACACCGGCGACCAAGGAGGAGUUAAAGGCCGUAGCCAAUGGUCUCGAGAAUCUCGAGGUCAUGCUGGGUGUCAUCGACACGUUCGGCGACGAAUUGCCAGAGGCAUGCCGCAACAGUGCCCAAGAAGCGUGGGCAUUCUUCGAUCCCUUCAUCGCGAAAUGCGGAUCGGAGUACGAGAUUUGCGAGCGCACCACGCGCGUGCUACGGCUCGGGCUGAACUUUUUUGGAACCACUGUCCGACCCGUGCUCCCAUCCGUGCUUGCGAGGAUGUCGGCAACGUUUGAGCGGACGGGCUUCUCCAGCUACCUGUGGAUCUUUGGCAAAAUUAUUGGUCGCUUCGGAAACGAAGAGGAUCCUACAUUGCGUAUGGCAUUCAAGGAGGCUUUCGAAAGAACGUCAGAAAAGCUCGUCUUGAUCCUGCAGGAGAAGUCUCCUGCUGUCGUGCCUGAUUUGAUGGAAGACUACUUGCAGAUGCUACUGCAGAUGUUCGAUUAUACACCGGACAUUCUCUUCACAUCGCCGGCUUUCCCGAUCGCACUCCGCGUCGCGAUCGGUGCGCUUACCGUUGUGCAUUCUGAUAUUAUUUUUGCAGCGUUGGAGUUCCUCCGCAACGUGCUCACGCAUGAAUGCCUGUUGCCGACCGCCGUCGGUACUGUCCAGCCACCCAAGUUCCCGGUUUAUGCUGCAGCCAUCCGGCCAGCAGUCCAACGGGAAGGCCCACAGCUGACAGGAUAUUUACUGGCUGGCGUUGUGGGAGACUUCCCUGAAGAGUCUGUGCCGAUCGUGGUCACGAUUUUCCGGUCACUGACAGCACUAUCGCCGACGGAGUUGAUUUCGUGGUUGCCGGCGGUGGUGCAACAGAUCUCGUCGAGCUCGGCUCCUGAGCAGAGCAAGACGCAAUUCAUAGCAGACAUAAGCAGUGCAAUACAGUCAGCGGAGUACGAUAAAGUGAAGCGUGCGAUCCUCGCGCUGCAUCGGGCAUCCUGCAAAGCCCGCGACCGGCGGCGAGCGGUGGCUUUGGGGGGUGAUUAGAAGGGUGGAAGGGAAGAGAAUGGGCGUAGUCGUUCAAUCUGUAUUGUUAUGCGCAAGGUUGUAU